CUUAGGUGGAUUGAGUGAUUACAGUGCCGCGAGUGUUGUGUACAACAGCACCGUGAAUGUCAGGCGCCUGCCUUGGCAUCAUCGUUUGACCCAGUGACUUGCGCCGCUUUUCGUUCAGUUAUCGUUCGGCUUUCGCUCGUGCAACACGCAAGCACGAGACGGUCGGGACUGUGACCAAGAAGUGUUUUGGUGAAUACCACUAAGCCUUUUAAGCUAUGAAAAGGAGUGUUUUGUGACUCUAUGUAGUGACAAUAUUAAUAAAAAAAGUUAUUUAAGUGAUACUUAGUGCCUUUGAACCCUGAAAUUGUUCGUCAAAACCCUCGUAAAAGAAGCAUGUCACUUGUACGCUGCUUAGCAACGCUCAACCGUGCGGUCCUCGGCGGUGGUGUGUCAACACUCUUAGCGCAUCAACCUACCAUCGCCACAAGAGCAGCAACACAAUCGGCCUCUAUUUUUAAUUUUCUCAAUCGCAAUCACGCAACGCACCAAACGCGGACCAGUUCCGGUACGGUGCGAAACGCAUCGUCAUCCGCGCCACCUCUGCCCGCUGAUCGCGAGACCGGUGAAGAUCGUCGUGCGAGGACAAAGUCCGGUUUGGUAGAAGAGAACCACCACACUGUAGCGACGUCAUCAGCGCCAUCCUCGUCGUUGCAGAUAAGCGAAGCCACCUUCGAUGCGAACCGGUCGCGUGUAGUGGUGACGGUCCUGCUCGCCGAUGAUGGUGGCGCGACGGAGCAGCGGUACGAGUUUCCCGCCGUUUGGCUGCGCGAUAACUGUCAGUGUGAGCGGUGCUUCCACGGCGGUUCGACGAGCCGCGUGCUCGACUGGGAACGGUUCGAUGUGGACGGGGUGAACGUGGUGCGCGUGGGUGUGCUGGACGGUGGGCGCUCGCUGGAAGUGCAGUGGGGGGAUGGUGAGGCGCAUGGGCGGUCGGUGUACGAGUUGGGGUGGCUUUUGGGCAGAAGCUUCCGAGGCGCCGAUACGGAGCGGUAUCUGCGGGAAUGGUAUCGUCCCGAGCCGGUGGUUUGGGGUGCGGCCGGGUUCGGCGGGGUGCUGAAGGAGUUUUCGUUCGAGCAGGUGCUGGCGGAUGAUGGAGCGCUGCGGCAGUGGAUUGAGGCGUUGAUUGCGUACGGCAUGGUGAUGAUCAAGGGAGCACCACUGACGGAGAACGAGUGUCGCCGGUUGGCCGAUCGGGUUGGAUUCAUCCGUAAAACGCAUUAUGGCGAGGAAUUCAUCGUGAAGGCAAAGGAAGGCACCAGCAACGUCGCGUACCUUUCCACCCCACUGCAAAUGCACACCGACCUGCCCUACUACGACUACAAACCGGGCUGCAAUCUGCUACACUGUCUGGUGCAAUCGUCCAACCCAACCGGCGGCGAAAACCUCAUCGCCGACGGGUUUUACGUUGCGGAGCAGCUCCGCCAGCACCAUCCGGAGGACUUUCGGCUGCUGAGCGAAACGUUGGUCGACUGGAGCGAUCUGGGCGCGGACGAAGCGGGCACGUUUCACAGCAUCUACCGGGCGCCCGUUAUAUGUAUCGACCGCGAUGGACGCUUGGAGCGGAUCAAUCACAGUGUGCCACAGCGCGACAGCCACUUCAGCGUGCCGAUCGAUCGCGUCGAACCGUGGUACCGGGCGAUGCAGCGCUUCGUGAAGAUCCUGCACCGGGAAGCGGUCAGCUUCAAGACGGCCCCGGGCGACAUUCUUACGUUCAGCAACGUUCGGAUGGUGCACGGGCGGACGGGGUACACGGAUACGGCGGGAAACACCCGGCACAUCGUCGGUGCGUAUCUCGAUUGGGAUGAAAUCUACUCCAGGUGGCGCGUCCUCAAAGCCGCCGCCGUUUCGGAUAGGGAAGGCAAAUGAAAGUGUGAGAAAAACAGCACAAACGGGGGAUAAGUUUUGUUUUUAAACUCGUUUUUUUUUAAUUGAUAUUUCGCAUUCCUCCUAUUUCUUCUUACUUCUGCGCGCGCAGAGAGGGGUGUGGGGGGCUGCGUUAUAUACGGUUGCGCGCCCCAUUAAUUAUAAGUAAACACAAGUUGGAACAAUAAUUCUGUUCAGCGAACGAGAAAAGCUCACCUAAAAGAACUUGAAUUAAGGAAAUAGAGGGGAAGGAGUAUCUGUGUCUGGGUUAUUCUUAUAUUGCGGUUGCGUCCCGGGACACAUCUAAGGAUUAUAUGUGUAUAGGCAUGUGUUAAGGGCGCAGGCAGGCUUUGUAUUAACGUCUAUAAGAGAAAACGAUGCGGAUGUGUUGAAACAGAUUGACACAAACACAUUGAAUGUGAGCGCACAAAAAAAAAAAACAAACAAAAUAAGAAACGCACUAAAUACACAUUCCCGUACGGUACGGGAAGAGGGGCCGAGAAAGAAGACACCUAUUAAAAGUAAUAUAAUAAGAUCUAGUUCUACAACAA
Messenger RNA from Anopheles coluzzii, 2414 nucleotides. Its product is annotated as gamma-butyrobetaine dioxygenase-like. Gene Ontology annotation, molecular function: oxidoreductase activity. Gene Ontology annotation, cellular component: mitochondrion. The record is from RefSeq and is a predicted model, not a curated record. The transcript has 3 exons. Lineage: Eukaryota; Metazoa; Arthropoda; Insecta; Diptera; Culicidae. Gene Ontology annotation, biological process: carnitine biosynthetic process. Bases 334 to 1866 code for a protein of 510 amino acids.